Sus scrofa (pig) is the source of this 792-nucleotide messenger RNA. NCBI's taxonomy places the organism in Eukaryota, Metazoa, Chordata, Mammalia, Artiodactyla, Suidae. The record is from RefSeq and is a predicted model, not a curated record.
CGGCCAGCAAACCUCGCCUGCGCCAUCACCCCCACCGCUGGGCCUCCCGGGUGAACUAUCUCAGCUCCUUUUCCCAACAAAGGCUCCCAAAAGCUGGUGCCAUGGGGAGGUUAUCUUGCUUGCUGAGCAAACAGAGAGAAGCUUAUAAAAGCCCCUGGCAGCGGGGACCGUGUACUCUGCAGGCGGCUCCGGUGCAGCUGAGCAUGGACGCCGGUUCCCGCAGCGCCCGGCUCCUGGCCAUCCUCCUCCUGCUGGGGCUGUGUGCCCUGACGGGGGCCCAGAAGCCCGCCGCCUGCCGGUGUUCACGCCAGGACCCCAAGAACCGGGUCAACUGCGGAUUCCCGGGCAUCACCAGCGACCAGUGCUUCACCUCGGGGUGCUGCUUCGACUCCCAAGUGCCUGGGGUCCCCUGGUGUUUCAAACCCCUCCCGGCGCAAGAGUCUGAGGAGUGCGUCAUGGAGGUGUCCGCCCGCAAGAACUGUGGCUACCCGGGCAUCAGCCCCGAGGACUGCGCAGCACGCAAUUGCUGCUUCUCCGACACCAUCCCCGAGGUGCCCUGGUGCUUCUUCCCCAUGUCCGUGGAAGACUGUCAUUACUAAGAGGCCAUGGCUUCAGAGAACCCACCAGGCUCCUGGAUGUUCUGAAACAAAAGAAGACUAUUCAUCAUCUUAUAAUUUCAGGUUUUGAGUUUCUGAAAUUCCUGGGUUUUCUUAAUCUGCUUCCCCCUCUGCCCUUUUCAAUGGUUUAACACAGAAUUUCUUCAAAUAAAGAAAACACUGAAAAUCUGCUAAA